Marchantia polymorpha subsp. ruderalis is the source of this 1329-nucleotide messenger RNA. Lineage: Eukaryota; Viridiplantae; Streptophyta; Marchantiopsida; Marchantiales; Marchantiaceae. The record is from the annotation of a GenBank genome assembly.
AUGGCGAUGAAUACAACUAGUCCAAUGGUGGCCACAUUUUGGAAACCCUGGUACCUAACUUUACUCCCUUUGCCUACUUCUAGACAUUCCUUGGAAAUUGUAAUUCAUGAAAAGAAACGUGAUGAAUGCGUGCGGUUCUUACGUGAAGGUGUAUGUAAAACUGGCGUGCACAAAUGGUUCCAAGGAGAAGGUGUGGAUUAUGAGGUUUCCGAAGAAAGUAAAAAGGCUCGCGAGAAGCAGGAGCACAAGGUGCAAAAGUUGUUUAUGCGCCGGCGAGCGAAUGCUCUGGCUGUUCCUACCAAUGACUCGGCCGUGCGAGCUCAAAGAGAGAUGGAAAGGAGGGAUCGUCUGCGUGCGGUUAUGACCCGGCUCGAUGCUGAUGGAGAGCUCGAGAAGCUUUUGCAAGCGCAGGAAGCUGCCGGCGAUGGCGCUGCCGCAGCGGGAGUGGAAGAUGCUGGAACGAGUGAAGAAAUAUUUCACACCGAGGGGAGUAAUGAGUUAUGGCAAGCUCGCAUGGAGAUUUUGAAGUUCUCUAUGCCCAGAGCUGCUAUGAGAAUCCAGAGAGCCAAAAGGAAGAGAGAGGAUCCUGACGAAGAUGAGAAUGCAGAAACAGACGAAGUUCUGCAAGGUAUGGCUCACACCUCGAUGGAAUGCAGCGAAAUAGGAGAUGAGCGUCCUCUCUCUGGAUUUGCCCUCUCUCCAGACGGAUUCUUAUUGGCCACCAGUAGCUGGAGUGGGCACACUAAGCUCUGGGAAGUGCCCGCAGUAAAGAAAACGGUCGUGCUCAAGGGACAUACUGAGAGAGUAACAGGAGUUGCAUUUCACCCACAGUCUUGCAAGAAUCUUUCUUCUUCUGCUGGAAAUAUUGCUACCGGUUCCGCCGAUUGCAAAGCUAUGUUAUGGAGCCUUGAAGGCACACGCUUGAGAAGUUUCGAGGGACACUUAAAGCGACUUGCGAGGGUUGCUUCCCACCCUGCAGGUCUUUAUUUGGGAACUGCAAGCUUUGAUAAAACUUGGAGGUUGUGGAAUAUCAACACCGGAACGGAAUUGUUACUGCAAGAAGGCCACAGCAGAAGUGUUUAUGGAAUUGCCUUUCAGAAAGAUGGGUCAUUGGCUGCCUCAUGUGGACUAGAUGCCCUAGCUCGAGUGUGGUAUCUGCGAACGGGAAGAAGCAUUCUUGCUCUUGAAGCGAGAGAUUUUAAACCCGUAAAAACACUGGCCGGGCACGAAGGAAAGGUUAUGGAUCUGGACGUAAUGGAAGAUGGACAGUAUAUUGCGACCGUGUCUUCGGAUCGAACCAUAAAACUCUGGUCACAUUUCAAUUCCUAA